AUGCGCACUUCGGCUCUAUUUCUUCUCUCGGCUUUCAUUGGGGCGGCGGUGGCUGCGGACUUCGGCCCAGACCAAACGUUCCGCGACCGAACCUGUACUCUUCCUUCUCCCGACUUCCUGAACAAAGUCUCCCUCUUCGACCGCCUGGCAUUUCUUCAAAUCCAGUCCAGCCCGCUCAUAUCUGAUCGCCAACGUGAGGAGCAGAUGCGAAGCUGGGCAAGCCGACUUGGGGAGAAAGUACAGAGUGCUCUGAACGACUACCUGGCCGCCGUCUCCGAGAAGAAAGCGGAACGUGCAGAGGGAGAGGUUCAUGUUGUCGAGGAGGCAGAAGCAGCUCUCACUCUGGUACAACAAGUUCAAGCCGAUCCGGACUUGACCUCAUCUCAGAAGAAGGUGAAAAUCGCCAUCAUCCUGCAGAAAUCAGCAUCAGGAGUGAAUACGAUCGUCACCUCAGCCCAACUCAACGCCAUCUGCGUCAAGAACACCACCGAGGACCAGGGCCUUUUCGACCACUCCUGCGACCUCCCCUCCGCCGACUUCCUCAAGAAGGUCAACGUCCUCGACCGUCUCGCCUUCCUCCAAAUCCAAUCGAACCCGCUGCUCACUGAUCGCCAGCGUGAGGAGCAGAUGAAGAGCUGGGCCGCUAGGCUUGGAACAGACAUCCAGAAUUCUCUUGAGGCCUACCUGGCCGCUAUCGCCGAGAAGAAGGCCGAGCGUGCUGCUGGCGAGAUGACUGUGCUGGUUGAGUCGAUCAAAGCCCUCGAUGCCAUCCAUGAAGUCGAGGCCAACCCGGAUUUGACUAUUGCUCAGAAGAAGCUCCAGAUAGCAAGCAUCCUCUUCCAAGUUCCGAGCGGAGUGAAAACCAUUGUCAUCGCGGCUCGCCUGAAUGCUGUCUGCUCCCCGAUCAUCACCACGACUGCCCCCGCUACAACUACUGCGGCUCCCACUGAUACUCCGACAGACGCCCCGACGGAUGUCACCCAGGAGCCGACAGAUGAGCCCCAAACUGAUGCUCCCACCGACGGGCCCAUCACCGAGGAGCCAAAGACUGAGGUCCCAGUGACCGAGCCGACAGAAGGCCCGCAAACUGAUGCACCCACAGGGGAGCCAAUGACUGAUGCGCCAAUUGACGUUUCGACCUCCGAGCCUUCCGAAGAGCCGCAGACGGCAGGACCAGUAACUAAGCCUCAGCCGAAGCCUGUGGACCCGACCGAGCCGCCGAAGCCGACUCGUGGCCCCACUCCGCCCAAGCCGUCUGAUGGACCGACGCCUCCUAACGGACCUACUGGACGUCCCACUCCUCCGAAUCCGCCAACGGGACGCCCGACGCCGCCUGAGGGACCGACGGAAAGCCCCAAGCCCCCGAAGCCAUCUGAUGACCCUGUUGGACCUACUGAUGGACCCACCCCGCCCGCUCCAUCGAAGAAGCCAGAUGAGCCGACGACCAAGCGAGGCCCUGGCACCACGACUCGCGGCGGACGCCACCAUCAUCACACCCACCGCCCCCGCAGGACCACCACCACCAAGCGCUCGAAGAUCACCACCACCACGAGGGCUCGCCGCUUGACCACGACCAGACGUCACCGC
Mesorhabditis spiculigera is the source of this 1587-nucleotide messenger RNA. Lineage: Eukaryota; Metazoa; Nematoda; Chromadorea; Rhabditida; Rhabditidae. The record is from the annotation of a GenBank genome assembly.